UCUCCUUCUGUUCUGCGUUCUGUAUCUAAGCCUCCAUAAUUGAGAUCAACCGAAUACCGUCAAAAUAAUCGAUUCCACUCAAAUAAGCAACAGUACCUACCAUAAUCGAAUCAGUUCAUUGGUUCCAUCGGUUCCAUCGUUUGAAGUAGCAGUACCAGUCAUGAGCUCCACCGGACCACCUUCCUCAUGCAGCAAUCACAGUGUCAUAUGGCAGUCAUUAGGCAGGAGUCAUUGACCUCACCUUACUUCGGACACUAUCUUAACACCUCACUUAAUACCAACUGACCUUAUCAUCAAAUUCAAGUGGCUGAACACACCCUGAACAUUACUAUUCCAGCUCUCUUUUCUUCUCUGUUGUUUUUCUAUCUCGGACGCUUCACAGAUCAUGGAGCAAGGCGGGAAACACCAACAUUUGUCGCCUCCCGAGCUCUCAAAUGGAAACUCACAACAUCUACAACCUGAGCUCUCAAAGUCACCCGAAUUCUCCAAGUUUCCUAGUCCGUUGAGUCCGCCGCCUCGUUGGCCUGCUCGCCAGUUCCGCAGAUGUGUUUCGAGAUCCCCAGUCACCCCCGAAGUUCGUCAGGCGAUUCUGUCGUCUUUCGACUUUGAGAAGUCAUACGACGAACAGCCGGAGUCGGCUAUACUCAAGCUGGAGAAGUUGUUGGGAUAUGAACGCUGGCCGUGGCUUGAUGAUCUUGAUCGGCGGAACACUAUCUGUGACAAAGUCUCCAUGAUCCUACAUAAAUUCCUCUGGUCUCAUCGUUAUUACUGGUUGACGGAUACCGGUAUCGACGGCAAAUCCCGGCUGCUCAUUUCUCCUAAGGAAGGAAUCGAGCCCUUGCCCUUGCCAGAGUGGCUGUCCACCCCUUAUAUUGUACGCGUGCCCCAUCAAGACUUCACGUACAAACCGGAAACUGGCGAGGAAAUAUGCGAAAAUCCGACCAUCACCAGUGGCCACGCAAUCUUGGAUUCGGAUCAAAGAAGGCCGGACAUGUCAUAGAUGACCUCGCAUCGGAAUUAUUCGUCCAGCCAUAUGACACCUCCGGGGAGAUGUCGUUACGGGUAGCUACAACGAGCGUACGCACCUCUGGCCGCCCACAACACUCGAUCGACGAAG
Messenger RNA from Aspergillus novofumigatus IBT 16806, 1117 nucleotides. RefSeq lists its product as uncharacterized. Lineage: Eukaryota; Fungi; Ascomycota; Eurotiomycetes; Eurotiales; Aspergillaceae. Bases 386 to 1000 code for a protein of 204 amino acids. The record is from RefSeq and is a predicted model, not a curated record. The transcript is spliced from 3 exons.